UAUUCCAAAUAUUUAUGAGGUUUUGAUGCGUGAAGCCGCUGAGUAGGUCCACUAACAUUCCCACUGCACGAAUAUAAAGUACUGGAAUCAUCACCAACAGGCAAUUACUGAUAGAAAACACGCGAUACAUCCCAUAUAACUCAAGAUGGCAAAGGAUGGCGAUGGAUAUGGCUUUUUCCCUGGGUCUUGUAUAUCAAUCGAGGGUAUUCUAAAAAUAUUGGAGUUGGUUUUUGGUGUAGUGGCAUUUGCAUUGGUUUUGAGCCAUGAGGAUGCAAAACUGUUUUCUCAUUAUGGCUUCUUUAUUGUUGUGAGCGGUCUUUGUUGGAUUGGAGCUCUGCUAUUUCUUAUUUUCCAUUUGUUUGGCUGCUGCAACGUCUGCUGUCUUGGAAAAUGGCAGAAGGAGUACUCAUUGUGGAUUUUCCUGUUGAGUUAUGCCCUGUCAUUUUUCUUCUUUUUCCUGUUUGCAUCUGCCCUGCUGGUACAGUGGACCAAAGCAAAAGCAGUAUUUGUCAUUGCUGCUAUUUUGGGCUUCAUCUUGGUUGUCGUGUUUUUCAUCGAGUGCAUCCUUUACUACCGACGUGUGAGGAAAAUCAGGACAACUGAGGUGGCUUGGGAAGGAGCCAAAACCCGCAACAUCUAAACACUUCAACUGUGGCACCUAAAAUGUAGCUGAACUGUUCCUGAAAGUUAAACACAUCAUAAUACACAAGUACUUGGCUCAAGACCUUGUUGGAAAACGAUGUGCUUUACGCCUUUCGUCAUAAAACAAAAUGAAAAGGAGUGAAAAAUGGAUUAUAUUACAGGGACGUCAACUUCGAAAUUCGAAAUAAUUUUACUUAAUUGUUGUCAUGAAAACAGUAAACCUUUUUUUAUGAUUUUUUUAUGUUUUACCUUUAAAUCUAGACCCCUUCAAUUCAGUUAAGUUGACGUUCCUGAUCAACCGCGCAUAUUGUAUUUGAUUAUCAUUAAGGCCUGGCUAAACUAGGACACAUGUAGCGAAAAUCAUUGUAGCGCGCGCCAAAUCUUGUAGCAGCGACAAAGAAAUGUUUCUCGGAUUGUUGAAAAAUAUUUUCGUGUUGCGCUCUACAAAAUUUGUCGCGCAUUUGAUGUUUUUGGUAGUUGCUAAACUUGGACACAUUUAGUUUAGCCAGGCCUUUAGAUAACAUUUCUAUAUACAGCCCUAGAUCGCGAGCACAAAGCUUUAUAAGAGAAGCAGUAGUAUAUUUUGGCAGUUAAUUUCGUCCCGAUCUGCGUUGCGAAAUUGCAUACGUUUUUAAUGAAAUUCCAACUUUGUGCAGCAUUACAGUCAGUCAUGGAUGCUGUGAAUGCAUAAAAGCGAGCAACGACCGUCUAAAUAAUGGACAUAAUGUAUGAAUCAAAGUGUAUUGCUAUUUUUAUAUUGAUCGAUGUUUACUUGUAGUACUGUUAAAAAGAUUUUAUAGAUCAACUUCAGUUCCACAAACGAACUUUGAGUGGUUCAUGAAUUAAAUGUUCUAUCGUAACAUGCUGUAAAAACCGCGGCCUCGAAUGUGUCUAUUGUCAUACCUGGUAGAUACUUUCGUUGUGUUGAUACUUUAAUAAACGAGUAAAGUAAAGACGAUAUUAUUGAACGAUAAAGUUCCAGUUAAAGUAUUGUAGUAUAAAUAAAGCGUUUUGUAUUUA
Messenger RNA from Nematostella vectensis (starlet sea anemone), 1662 nucleotides. RefSeq lists its product as uncharacterized. The record is from RefSeq and is a predicted model, not a curated record. The transcript is spliced from 5 exons. Bases 146 to 640 code for a protein of 164 amino acids. Gene Ontology annotation, cellular component: membrane. NCBI's taxonomy places the organism in Eukaryota, Metazoa, Cnidaria, Anthozoa, Actiniaria, Edwardsiidae.